Spea bombifrons (plains spadefoot toad) is the source of this 809-nucleotide messenger RNA. RefSeq names its product proteasome subunit beta type-11-like. The coding region runs from base 27 to 809 and encodes 260 amino acids. Gene Ontology annotation, molecular function: threonine-type endopeptidase activity. The transcript has a single exon. The record is from RefSeq and is a predicted model, not a curated record. NCBI's taxonomy places the organism in Eukaryota, Metazoa, Chordata, Amphibia, Anura, Pelobatidae. Gene Ontology annotation, cellular component: proteasome core complex.
AUACCAUCAAGAGGUCUAUACAUUCGAUGGCUUUACAGAGUGUGUGUGGCUGGGAUCUGACUCCCUCAAGACGAACUAAGCAGCCUGACCUCUUACCUCCUCCUACUUUAAGAUUCUCUGAUUCUCCUCAUCUGUUUUUGCCACCACAUGGCUUGGCAUCUUAUCAUCGCAACCAGUCAGGUCCUCCACCACCGGAACAUGGCACCACUACUCUGGCCUUCAUCUAUGCAGAGGGGGUAAUGGUUGCAACUGACACACGCUCCUCUGCAGGGCAUCUUGUUGCUAGUCCAGACAGCCGAAAAGCUACCCCUAUCCACAGCCAUCUCCUUGCUUCUACUUCUGGAAGUGCUGCCGACUGCCAGUUCUUUGGACGACUUUUGGCCAGAGAGUGUCGUCUCUAUCAGCUACGAAAUGGAUGCAUGCCUACUGUGAAAGGAGCAGCCAAAAUGCUGAGUAUGAUGAUGCUGCCAUUCCGUGGCACAGAUGUUUGUGCUGCUAUCACUCUGUCUGGCUGGGAUAAAAAUGGGCCCUGUAUUUGUUAUGUAUACAGUGACGGAACAUUUCUCAGCUCUGAUGUCAUCUCUGUGGGAUCAGGGUCCCCUUAUGCUUACAGCAUUAUAGAUGAGGGCUACAGGGCAGGAAUGAAGGAAGAAGAGGCCCGCCAGCUAGCAAGGAGAGCAGUGUGCCAUGCUGGGAGAAGAGAUGCCUAUUCUGGGGGGUUUGUGGAUGUGUAUUUGGUGACAAAGGAGGGAUGCAAGAAAGAUGCAAGGGAGGAUCUAGUAGAACUGUACAACAAACAGAAUUCCUAA